This is a messenger RNA of Daldinia childiae, 843 nucleotides long. RefSeq lists its product as uncharacterized. The coding region runs from base 1 to 843 and encodes 280 amino acids. Lineage: Eukaryota; Fungi; Ascomycota; Sordariomycetes; Xylariales; Hypoxylaceae. The record is from RefSeq and is a predicted model, not a curated record. The transcript has 3 exons. Gene Ontology annotation, biological process: mycotoxin biosynthetic process.
AUGAAGGACCAUCGGAAACCCAAGGACUUGUAUCGCAAGCUUAGCAGGACUCGCGAUGAGGAUCGCGACGACUCUAGUAGCACGGACGUUGAUCUAGAGGCGCUUGACUUAAACGAGAAAGAUUACAUGCACGAAGCAACAUCACGGACAGGAUCGAGCGAGAAGAGCGGGUUUCUCGCUAUACUUAAGGAGCACAGAUGGUUAAUUGACACAUUCUUAUUGGUGGUCAUUGUCCUGUUGCUUUUAGGAGGUGAUUUUCGACGGCACGGGAGAGAACAUUUCUUCGAAGGAGGUGGCGACUUGACGGGGUUUGCGCCGGAGUUUGGGCAGAAGGUCACAACUUUCUCUCCGGACCCUUCCUUUGUGCCGGAAAACACGUCCGAAUUCUUCUCAGAAGAGACUCGGAAGAAGUGGUUAAGUCUAGUGCCGACUAACCCGGAGUGCGUAUUGACAGAGGGCCUCGGCUACCUUGAAAUCAAGGAUCCGCAAGAAUAUGACAAUUUACCGGCGCAGUUAAACUCGUUCCCGGAUCAGUUCGUCGUCACAUCGUCCAUGACGCACCAACUUCACUGUCUGUAUGCCAUUGCCGAGGCCUAUUCAGCACUUACUUCCGACACGAGCCGAGUGCCUCGGGAGACGCCAUGGCACUUAACUCACUGCUUCGAUUACUUGCGACAGAGCAUCAUGUGUUGUGGAGACGUCGCAUUGGAAGGCGAACAAACCACCUUCCCUGAGGGCUUUGACGGCAGUGAUGGAUGGGAUGCGAAGCACGUAUGCAAGAAUUACGGAGAGGUAUAUGAUUACCUUGAGAAGAAUCGAGCCGACGACAAAGUUUGGAUAUAG